ACCUUCUACAAUAUUUGACAAGCAGUCUACAGACAUAACGUGGGGAAUAUUUAAGACACACGAUGCGGAUAUUACAUUUUCAUGACGGCGGAAAACGGAGAUAGUUGCGUUAAAAAGAAAUUUUGUUCCGUUUAUAUUCUUAAAGGCAUCGUGACGGGGUCUGUCUUCUCUCGUUUUAGUACUUUUGACACAGCUGCAGUUUGAUAUAUUUUAUCGCGAUGUUACGGCUCUUCACUAGCCAGCGGUUUUAUGAACUCUGGAAAUGCAAUUAUUUUGUGUCAUCCUGUGUUGCCAAGAGGCAAAUCACAAGUUUUCUCGCCGUUAGCAGCGCUGGACAUCACCGACUACUCACCCCUGCUCGCCACUUCAAUACCGGGGUCCCGGUGUGGAAAGAUGCCUUCCAGCCAACAAGGGAUAACCCCGAGGAAAAACUAGAUCUAGACAAAUGGAAAUCUGUAAUUAAAGCCCAAGCGGCAACAGAAGAGAGAGUCUGUGAUGAAGAGGAGGCAAGCGAUGAUGAUGAAGACCAGGAACCAGGUGAUGAAUUAAACCACAGUUCUCCACUGGAGGCAACUCGAUUUAUGGUUACAAUGAUGCGGCAUGCUGGUCGGUUUGUACCUCAAGAAAUUACAGAUGAACAGCUUCAGGAGUUGUCAGCGCUCCCCACCAAGGCUUCAAAGAAGAAGUUCCUGAAGUUCCUGGCUAUUAAGGAGAACCUCAAAACGAAACGUAAGGAGAAGCAGCAGAAGAAGGCGGAAGACAAGAACGCCUGGUUGGAGAAGAAAAAAGCUGCUGGAGAUGAGGGCAAAGCCAGAAUGUUCAAAAACAGAAUGUUCCUCCAGUUCUGGUCUCGCAGCCUGGACAAAGUCCUAGCCUGGAGGAGUGCUCAGGCCAUGAUUUUCGGUCAGCCGCUGGUGUUUGACAUGAGUUAUGAGUCCAUCAUGCGCAGGAGGGAAAUGGAGAACGCAGUGGAGCAGAUGAUGGAGACGGAAGCGUGGAAUCGGCGGGCUACUGAGCCCUUCCACCUCCACUACUGCAACCUGCAGGCAGACGGGGCCUACUACAAUGAGUUUCUCAAACGAUACGAUGCAGAGACCUGGGACCGCUUGUUAAUCACCAGCACUGACAAACGGCAUGUGGAUGUGUUCCCCCACGAGCAGCUUGUAUACCUCACCGCCGACUCCCCCAAUGUACUCCACGAAUUUGACCACUCCAAGGUCUACAUCAUUGGAGCUCUCGUGGACAGGUCGAUCCAGAGAGGCGCGUCGAUGGCUAAUGCCAAGCGUCUGAAUCUGGCCACAGCCCGUUUACCCCUGGAUCGGUAUCUCCAGUGGGAGCUGGGAGGAAAAAAUCUGACUCUGGACCAGAUGAUCCGCAUCAUGCUCACAAUCAAGGAGACAGGGAAGUGGGAGGAGGCGUUUAAGUUUGUGCCUACGAGGAAGGUUGGUGGCUUCCACCACGAAAGGACUCCGAAAGAGGGUACCAGGGGAGUUGCAAAUCAUUGGCUGAGACAGUACGGGGACAGGCCAUUUAGAGAAAGAGACAGAAAUAAUGAGUGGACAUUUAAAAAUGAAAGUCUUUACAGGCCCCAAAAAGAGUCUGAGUUCAGUGGUAGAGACAGGAAAACUGGACUGUACACUGACAGAGAAUAAAAACCAGCUGCAACCAAAGUACAAACAUCAUUUAAGAACAUUGUGAAGGGGAGAAAAGGUGCAGGCAAAGGCAAGAUGUGGGAAGAUGAUGUAUAGUAAAUUGGGAUGAUAAGGAUAUGUCUGUUUACAAGUACUGUCUAAGGAAAUGUCAAAAAACGGAAGUGGUGAAUAAACUUAUAUGUAGUCACAGGU
Centropristis striata (black sea bass) is the source of this 1844-nucleotide messenger RNA. RefSeq names its product tRNA methyltransferase 10C, mitochondrial RNase P subunit (gene trmt10c). Gene Ontology annotation, molecular function: tRNA binding. Gene Ontology annotation, biological process: positive regulation of mitochondrial translation; mitochondrial tRNA 5'-end processing. NCBI's taxonomy places the organism in Eukaryota, Metazoa, Chordata, Actinopteri, Perciformes, Serranidae. The transcript has a single exon. The coding region runs from base 219 to 1652 and encodes 477 amino acids. The record is from RefSeq and is a predicted model, not a curated record. Gene Ontology annotation, cellular component: nucleoplasm; nucleus; mitochondrion.